AUGAACGCAAAACAACCCGAAAAUUCGAAGCAAUCCACCAUAAGAAUCCGAGACAACCAGCGGCGUUCUCGCACACGACGAAAGGAAUACCUCCACGAUCUUGAGCAGCGAUUGCGUGCGUUCGAGAAACUUGGCGUGACGGCCACUCAGGAGGUUCAAGCUGCGGGAAAAAAGGUCGCAACGGAGAAUGCUCUGUUACGAUCUCUGCUGAUGCUCCACGGUGUGACUGAGCCCCAAAUCAAUCAGUAUCUGGAAGUAAAUGGAGAGUCGCCGUCCUCCAUUCCAUCUGAGUCCCAUUUAGUACUCCCUUCGGGGCUGAAAGGCCACCUUCAAACAGCCCCAAGUCAACCGCUCAGCGCAUACCACCAUUCACCGAUAAUUCUACCUCGCAAUUCGGUAAACAAUACAUCUUAUGAGCCUGGCAGUAUAGGUUCUGGGUAUCAAGAAUCGGAGCGAAAUGAGAAUAGCGGUGUGAUUGAUCCCGAAAAUGAACAAUACCAUUCGGGAGGAGCGUCCAUACAUCCUGCCACAGCCGAACCUGAGAAUGAACCACGGCAGACUGAUAAUCGCCAAGAAACAGGCCAAUUCACAUCACCCACUCAGACGGUCGUGAUGUGCGAUCUGAGCUGGGGUGCAAUUCUGAAGGGGAUUGCAUGGUGA
This is a messenger RNA of Penicillium nucicola, 660 nucleotides long. Its product is annotated as bZIP transcription factor. The coding region runs from base 1 to 660 and encodes 219 amino acids. The transcript has 2 exons. NCBI's taxonomy places the organism in Eukaryota, Fungi, Ascomycota, Eurotiomycetes, Eurotiales, Aspergillaceae. The record is from RefSeq and is a predicted model, not a curated record.